Messenger RNA from Grus americana (Whooping crane), 978 nucleotides. Its product is annotated as Y-box-binding protein 2-like. The record is from RefSeq and is a predicted model, not a curated record. The coding region runs from base 381 to 815 and encodes 144 amino acids. Lineage: Eukaryota; Metazoa; Chordata; Aves; Gruiformes; Gruidae. The transcript is spliced from 2 exons.
CUCCAUUUCAGGAAAUAAUACAAGAUAUCCUACCUGCUCUUUUUGUUAUCCCAAUGAUUACAAAAAAUAACUAGAACAGGCCGUACCCUCACGACAGGGCCUUCAGAGGCUUCACGAAACGCCUCCCCGCGACGUUUCCCCCCGCACGGCCUCAGCCGGGGCCGCCCGGGCCGCCCCCACGCACGGGGAGCCCCUUUGCACCGCGGAGCUCGACCUCCACGGGGAGCCAUCCCACAGCAGCCAGGCGCGGGGUAAGCGCCCAGCUGCCUCUCCCGUUCCACCCUGCCCCGCUUAGAGCCCCCCAGCCAAGACGGAACCCGCUGCGCGGCUGCCGGAGGAAACCAGCUUCCUCGAAAGCAGCCGGACGGUGCCCGCGGCGGAUGCCGCCGCUCCCCGCCCCCCUCCGCCGGGGCCGGCCGCGUGGCGCAGGCCGCAGCCGGCGGGACCGUGGGCCCGCCGGCAUGGCUGCCGGCCCCCCGCCACCAGGGGUUAAGCCCCCCAGGCGGGAGCGGCUCGGCCGAGGUGGGAGAAAAUUUAGUCAGUCAGGAGUGCGAGAGGGAGCACGGUGCCAGUGGAAGCGGGAACCGCCGGCUGACGGGCGAGAAGAGCUUGGAAACGGCAUCACGCGGGCCCCCCCACGCACCCGCAGCCCCGCCAUGCCGCUGCCCCCUCAGCGCAGCCCUCGGCGGCAAGGAGGCGAGCCCACGCGCGGGCCGGGCCCGGGCAGCGUACCCGUUAAGUUUUCUGACAGAUGCCGCUUCAAACGUUAUGCUUUGACACAAGAAUGCAGGUUUUCGCCCAGCUCACGCUCUUGAAGUAAAUGCUAUUUAUUAAAAUUUGGCAUUAACAUAUUAAAAUGUCAAAAAAAAUCUUUUUUCUCUGGAUAUGAAAUCGAUGUGGAAAGUGAGUAAUGGUUUAUUAAUACCUCCAGCUGCUGCCAGGUUUUAGAAGUCUCCCAGGAUGCUCAGGUAGCUGAAC